Molecule: messenger RNA, 1299 nt
Organism: Plasmodium gaboni
Lineage: Eukaryota; Apicomplexa; Aconoidasida; Haemosporida; Plasmodiidae
Product: putative pre-mRNA-splicing factor
Exons: 1
Coding region: 1-1299 (432 amino acids)
Biological process (GO): mRNA splicing, via spliceosome
Cellular component (GO): RES complex; U2-type spliceosomal complex
Molecular function (GO): RNA binding
Source: RefSeq, a predicted model, not a curated record
AUGGAAGAAUAUUUAAGAAAGAAAUAUAUGAAAAAUAAUUUGAAAAAAGGCAAAGAAAAGAAAAAAGGAAAUAUAAAAAUUUAUGAUUGUGAAGAAGAAGAUAUAAAUGAAGAGGAUAUAUAUAGAAAUAAAAAAAAAAAACAUAUGGAUCAAAAUGAUCAAAUAUAUUAUAGAGAAGAAUUUGAUAAUUAUGUCGAAUCUGAUGAAAAUAUUUCAGAUGUCCCAAUAACCAUUACAGACACAAAUACUAUGAAUGUUAUAGAGAUAUCUAAUGAAAAUAAAAAAAAAAUUUUAGAUUCUUUACAAAGUGGUCGUCUAAUACAAACGUCAAGUAAUAAUAAGAAAAGAAAAAAAAGUAAGAAAAAGGAAAGCGAUUCGGACAUGUCCGUUUGUAGAAAUAAAAAAAAUAAUAAAAGUGAUUCGGACAUGUCCAUUUGUAGAAAUAAAAAGAAUAAUAAAAGUGAUUCUGAUAUGUCCAUUUGUAGAAAUAAAAAAAAUAAUAAAAACAGCGAUUCGGACAUAUCCAUUUGUAGGAAUAAAAAAAAUAAUAAAAACAGCGAUUCGGAUAUAUCCAUUUGUAGAAAUAAUAAAAAUGAAAAGAAAAAUUAUUCACCUUCUUUAUCACAUACAGUUUCCAGUAUAAGUGAAAAUAAAAAUUCAGAUUCAAAAUUUAGACACGCACCUUCAAAAAAACAUAAAUCAAAGUCACGUAAAGAAAAAUAUUAUAGUGAUGAAGAUGAAGAUAAAAUAUCUUCUUAUUCUCAAGAUGAUGAAAGCAAGAAAAAUCAAAAAACUAUUUAUAGAGAUAAAAGCGGUAAAAUAAUAUCAAGAGAAAAAUGGAUUGAAGAACAAAAAAAUGAAAUGAAAUAUAAAGAUGGAAAAUAUAAAGAUAAAAGAAAAAAAAUAGAAGAAGAAAAAAAAAAAAAAUUAGAAUGGGAUAGUGGAUUAGUACAAAAAGAUAUGAGACAAAAAAUUAUCGAAGAAAAUGAAAAAUUAAUUAAAAAGAAAAAUAUUAUCAAUUAUGAUUUUGAUUCUGAUUAUGAUAUAGAAUUAAAAAUGAAAAAAAGAAAAGAUGAUCCAAUGAAUAUAUAUAUAGAAGAAAAAGAAGAAAAAAAUCAAGAAAACAAAAAACUUACUUGUCGUUAUCAAUCACCAUAUAAUCGUUUUAAUAUUCAAGCUGGUUAUAGAUGGGAUGGUGUUAUAAGAGGUAAUGGAUUUGAAGAAAGAAGAUUAGAAGCACAAAAAAUGAAAGAACAACAAAAUAAAUUGACCUAUAUAAAUAAUACAGCAGAUUUAUGA